AUGAAUCGUCAGAUGUUCCAUGAAGUUUUCAAACAAAUCUCUUCAAGAAUCGAUCAAUUGAAGCAAGUUCCUUCACCUACUACUCAGUUUCAGGUGGAAAACGUUCGUUUGACUGAUCGCUUCAACACUCGCCAACAGAUCAUUGGCACGCUCUAUCUAACUGCUACACAUCUGAUAUUUAUCGAUCCAGAGGGAAGACGAGAGACUUGGAUUCUUCACUCAUUAAUAUCAUCAGUUGAUAAAUUACCAACUACGCAGCAAGGAUGUCCUCUGCGUGUUCGAACAAAACAUUUCCUUUCCGCUGAAUUGACUAUUCCGAAAGAACGUGAUUGUGCUGAUCUCUACACAACUCUUAAUCAAUUGAAACCAGAUUCCUAUGAAAAGCUCUAUUGUUUUCUGUAUCAAGCUCCCAAUUAUCUGGAGAAGAUCUGGGAUCCAUUUCUUUUGGCGACAGAAUACAUGAGAAUGGGUGUACCAAAUGCAGAUUGGAAAGUUGAAGACGGAAAUAGCAACUUUGAUCUUUGUGAUACUUAUCCACCUUUAAUCUAUGUACCAGCCAUGGCAACAAAAGCAAUGUUAAUAGGAAGUUCAAAAUUCCGCAGUCGAGGUCGCCUACCUGUUCUCACUUAUUUGCAUCCAAAUGGGGCAUCGAUAACACGUUGUUCACAACCACUGUCGGGCUUUAGUGCACGUUGUCAAGAGGACGAACAACUCUUACAAUGCAUUCUGAAAGCUAAUCCACACUCGACGACGAUGUAUAUUAUCGACACAAGACCGCGGAUUAAUGCUGUGGCAAAUCGUGCGGCUGGAAAAGGCUAUGAAAACGAAGAUUACUAUUCGAAUAUUCAAUUCAAGUUUUGUCCAAUUGAUAAUAUCCAUGUCAUGCGCGGUAGUUUACAAAAACUACUUGAAACCUGUGAAAUGAAAAAUCCAACUAUGAAUCAAUAUCUGAGUGCUUUGGACGAUUCUUUUUGGCUACAACACAUAAAAGCUGUUUUAGAUGCUGCUAUUUUAAUCACACGUGCUAUUGAGAUCGAAAAGAAAAACGUUCUAAUUCACUGUUCGGAUGGUUGGGAUCGAACAGCACAAUGUUGUUCCUUGUCGUCUCUUCUACUCUGUCCAUACUAUCGAUCGAUUCAUGGUUUUCGAAUGCUAAUUGAAAAAGAAUGGCUUUCAUUUGGACAUAAAUUUUCUGAUCGUUGUGGACACACAACAACCAGUGAUAGUAAAGAACAAUCACCUGUUUUCCUUCAGUUUCUCGAGGCUGUCUGGCAAUUGAGUCAAAUUUAUCCGACAGCAUUUGAAUUCAACGAACGAUUUCUCAUCUCCUUACACGAUCAUUCGCAUUCUUGUCAAUAUGGCAAUUUUAUUGGCAAUUGUGAAAAAGAUCGACUAGAUCUAUGUGUCAAAGAGCGAACGUAUUCAUUUUGGAAUUUCAUUUUACAGAACAUAAAUGACUUCAAAAAUCCACUCUUUCGUCCACAGUCACCUUACGCAAAUGAAGUUCUUCUUCCGACGAUCACCUCUCAAACAUUAAAAUUUUGGUUGAAUAUGUACCAUCGUUUUGAGAGUGCUCUGUUGCCUAAAGAAAACAUUUCGAAUACAUUGACACGUCUUGUUGACCAUACGACAUCGUUGAGUGACCAUGCGCAAUUAUUAGAAAAGCGUAUUCGUGAAUUGCGAUCGACGCUUGAUGCUGAUCAAAUAACAUUGAGCAGUAGUGCAACCACUACGUCGAACGAAGAUGCUGAUGAUUCCGAUAUUGAAAAAGGCAAUCAAUCAAACAAAAUUUGUCUUCCUGAGUUUGAUAGUGGUUUGAGUGACGUGGAUCUGUGCCAAACACAGCAAAGAGAUUCCAUUCCAUCGAAAAUGAAUAGAAUUCUUCAGCCACCACCGCCACCACCAUCAUUCUCUGAUGUUGAAAGUGGUUUCAGCGGAGAUUAUUCCCCACGUGGAAAGAUUCCGCUCUCCUCAUUUAUUCUUCCACAUCAAUCAAGUUUAGAUAUGAACGACAUUCCCACAUUGGAACGUAUCGCACUUGAAUUGAAUUCAAUUGCACUCGAUUGGCGCUCCUACAAUGCACCGGUCCAUUGUGAUUGCUCGUUACCGUUCGAUUCUGCUCAACGAAAAUACAAUUGCUGGCGAUGUGGAGAAAACUUUUGUACACGCUGUAUCGAACGCAGUAUACAUUUACCAGGUCUCUAUAGUAACAGUUUGGCACCAGUGUGCAAAACAUGUGCACGUUCAAUCAAAUCCUCUCCGUCAUUUGCUGAUUUUUCUGCAUUAGUCAAAUCGAAAUCCACUGAUUUUAUUCGUAGUCAAACAGCCAUGAAAUUAUCUCGAUCAAUGGUUGAUCAGUUUAAUACACUCCGGUGA
This is a messenger RNA of Adineta ricciae, 2376 nucleotides long. The record is from the annotation of a GenBank genome assembly. NCBI's taxonomy places the organism in Eukaryota, Metazoa, Rotifera, Eurotatoria, Adinetida, Adinetidae.